Molecule: messenger RNA, 3066 nt
Organism: Naegleria fowleri
Lineage: Eukaryota; Heterolobosea; Eutetramitea; Acrasida; Naegleriidae
Exons: 2
Coding region: 1-3066 (1021 amino acids)
Cellular component (GO): intracellular membrane-bounded organelle
Molecular function (GO): P-type calcium transporter activity; nucleotide binding
Source: RefSeq, a predicted model, not a curated record
AUGCAACAAUUACAACGGAGGCUUCUCUCGGUGGCGGCGAGGGACAGAAAUCUGAAACCGAAGCGAUCAUUAGAUAUAGCCAUAAACAAGGGAUCGUAUGGGAUAACGAUAGAAGAACUUGAUGCUCUCACAAGUAAAAGAGAUAUUUCGGAAUUGGAAUAUACCUAUGGAGGAGUUCAAAAUAUUGCAAAAUCUCUCGGAACAGAUAUUGAUCAAGGGAUUAAUAGUCUGCAAGUGGAAGAACGAAGAAUUUAUUUUGGAAAACAUUUAAGCUCUCCAAGAAGAACAAAUUCGUGGUUUAAAUUAUUUAUUGAUUGUUUUAGAGAGCCAUUCAUGACUACUUUCUUUAUUUUGGCUAUUUUGUCGAUACUUUUUGGAGUAAGCCUUCCUGAAGAUCAGUCAAAACGAAAAAAAGGCUGGAUUGAAGGUGUCUCCCUGUUAUUUGGAUGUCUAUUUGUUUGUUUGGCAAAUAGUUUUAAUGAAUGGCAAAAGAAAAGAAAAUGGAAUGAAAUUUACACGAAACAAGAUAGCGAAUACAGAGUGAAUAUAAUACGAGAUGGAAAACUUUGUUCCCUUUUAAUGGAAGAUAGUGUUGUGGGAGACAUCAUUCAAAUUGAGCCAGGCGAUUUUAUUACAUGUGAUGGAAUUAUCAUUGAGUGUUAUAAUUUAAUUUGUGACGAAAAUUUGUAUUUUGGACAGCAAGAAAUGACUCUCAAAGAUGUGAAGCGAAAUCCAUUUAUCACAUCAGGGACAUUUGUGACAAAUGGAUAUGGAAAAAUGCUCGUGACAAAUGUUGGAGUUCAUUCCAAAUACUUUGAGCUUGGUUUAAACACGGCAAACGAAGAGGAGGAGGGAAAUGAUUCUGCAUUGGAAAAUCGAUUAGCCAAAAUUGCAAAUAAUAUUUGGAAAAUAUCACUUGGAUUUUCAAUUGGAACAUUUCUUGUUCUAUUUGGAGGUUGGAUGAUUUUCAAACUUGUCUCAACAAAUUCUGAUUCCUGGGAUCAAUCUGAUCUGAUUACUUUUUUGAAAAUUUUCACCCUUUGCUUUUCUGUGUUAUUUGUAUGCACUCCAGAAGGAAUCUACAAAAUUAUUACCACAUCACUUGCCUACUCUGUACGACGAACAAUUAAGGAUAAUAUACUAUGCAGCUUUCAUCAAACACCAGAUGUUUGCGAAAGACUCGGUUACACGUCUCAAUUAAUUGUUGACAAGUCUGUCCUCACACAGAAAAAAAUGGACGUUGUGAAAGUGAUAAUUGCUGGAGAGACCAUUGAAAUGAAUGGAGAGAAUCAAAUUGAUGAAACACUUUUGCAAAUACUUUCAAGUGCAAUUGCUGUCGAUUCGAGAGCAACUCUCAAAUAUUCAGAAACACUUGAAAAUUACGAAGGAAUUGGAGAUCACCUCGACUGCUCACUUUUACUCUUUUUACAACAAGAAGGAGUUGACUAUGCACCCAUUCGUAAUUACUAUCUCAAAGAGUACAAAAUUGUUAAAAUGUUCCCAAUCGAGAAGGGUAAAAUGACCACUAUUGUCAACGAUGGUAAAUCUUACAUUAUUUUUACAAAAGGAGACUACGAAAGUAUUAUUCAGUCUUCUUCAGGUGAGCUACUGAAAGAAGGAAUUGUGUCUCCAUUGGAUUCUACAAAAAAGAGUGAACUAUUAGACAGAAUGCACCAUUAUUCAUCUGAAGGGUAUAUCGUCAUUGCAUUAGCAUAUCGAGAAAUUGAAAUUGAUUGUUCAGAUUGGACCUCUCUUUCUCCAGAAUACGAAGAAGAUUUUGUGAUUAUUUCCUUUAUCAUUUUAAUUGAUCCUAUUAAGCCAGGAAUUCAGGAGAGCAUUGCAGAGUUGCACAAAGCAGGUAUCAGUGUCAAGCUCGUCACCAGUGACAAUAUUCACAUUGCAAGAAAAAUAGCCACCGAAUGUGGCAUCGUAGGAUCCAACACGUGUUGUGACGACGACACUGAAGGUUUAAUGAUGGAAGGUCCUUCAUUAAGGCAUUUAACCCAAGAAGAUGUGACAAAAAUUUCGAAAAAUUUACGUGUCCUUGCCAAAGCGGAUCCCUAUGACAAGCUCCGACUCAUCACCUCUUUACAACGAAGAGACGAAUUUGUCACACUUUUUGCCUCUUCCUACAAGGAUUUGACUGCCAUUCAAUGUGCCAAUGUUGGAGCAGUUCAAGGAAUAAGUGGUUCUCAUUCUGCAAAAGCAAAUUCAGAUCUACUCAUUACUGAUGAUAAUCUCUCAUCGUUGGUGAGAGCCAUUGCAUGGGGCAGAGCAUUGUUUUACAAUAUUCAGAAAUAUCUCGUCUUUCAUAUGACCAUUAAUAUUGUGGUGAUGAUUUUUACAGCUGCAACUUCACUCACUUCCUACCUUUUGACACCCACACAACUACCUCCCUUCAAUCCAGUUCAACUGUUCUGGGUUCACAUUAUUAUGGACAUUUUUGCUGCCUUGUCAUUGGCCUCGGAUCCACCACCAAGUGAAAUAAUGUCGCAACUUCCCACGAAACCAAAACAUAGUAUUGUCACCAAGAAUAUGAAACUUCACAUUAUUGGACAAAUUAUUUAUCAAUUUGUUGCUUUGUUGGUGUUACACUUUGCUGGUCGAUACAUGUGUAUUCAUGACCAACAAGCGAACAAGAUUUGUCUGUGUGAUCCAAUGCCUCCUUCUCCGAAUCAAAGCAAUAGUAAUAUUACUACCAUUAGCAUUACACAAGUGAGUGACACCAUUGUAUUCAAUGCUUUUGUAUUUUGUCAAAUAUUCAAUCAAUUCAAUUGCAGAAGAAUUAAUAAUGAGUGGAAUCUGUUUAAAAGUAUUCACAAAUCACUCAUGUUUGUGGGUCUUUUCGCACUCACUGUGAGCUUUCAAGUAUUGUUGGUACAAGUUGGACUUGCAAGUUUAGUACCCUUGACAUGGUAUCAAUGGUUGGUGAGUGUUAGCGUUGGCAUGUUGUGCAUUCCUGUUGGAUAUCUAUUGAGAUUCCUCAGCAAAAACAUUCUAAGCAGUAACAAAUUUAAAAGAGGAAUGAACAAAAUUAGAAAUCGUGUGAUAGGAAUUCAUCACUAG